Messenger RNA from Penicillium maclennaniae, 1734 nucleotides. Its product is annotated as putative MFS transporter. Gene Ontology annotation, molecular function: transmembrane transporter activity. The transcript has 3 exons. Gene Ontology annotation, cellular component: fungal-type vacuole membrane. The record is from RefSeq and is a predicted model, not a curated record. NCBI's taxonomy places the organism in Eukaryota, Fungi, Ascomycota, Eurotiomycetes, Eurotiales, Aspergillaceae. Gene Ontology annotation, biological process: transmembrane transport. The coding region runs from base 1 to 1734 and encodes 577 amino acids.
AUGUCUCUUGUUCAGCACGUCUCUGCUCUUGAGGGCGUUGACUUCGAGCCCGAUCCCGUUGUCGACGAGGAAUUCGCCCCGAUCGCACGGAAGAUCAGCUAUGAUGUGUUGCAUCCGGCGUAUGCCGCCCCCGCCGUCGAGGAUGCUCCGCCUGCAACGCCUGCAUACAAGCAUUCGACUCUGAAACGAGGAGCGCAAGUGGCGUUCACAAUUUUCGCGUGCUGGGUCGCGUCCGGUAUUGUGUUCGGAUUCGCUGCACUCAAACCGGUGCUCGUAGAGGAGGGCGUGUACCAUGAGAAUUGCUCCAAAAGUGAACUUCGCGAAGGCAUCGAAUUGUGCACGCAGCAGGACCUCGCUCUGAAUUUUUUCUUCACCGUCGCGUCGAUCACAGCAAAUGUCUCCGCUCUCCCGGUGGGAACAAUCCUUGACCGGUAUGGGUCACGUCUCUGCGGUCUGAUCGGAUGUUUCCUUCUGGCCCUCGGAAGUGUGCUGAUGAUUUUAUCUUUUCAUCAACCUGGGUUUCAGGGAUUCAUUGCGGGCAACUUCUUCCUCGCGCUCGCGGGCACAUUUAUCUUUGUGCCAUCGUUCCAGAUCGCCAACGCGUUUCCCAGACAUGCGGGCACCAUCGUCGCCCUUGUGACUGGCGCUUUUGACGCGUCGGCUGCGGUGUUUCUCUUCUACCGAUACGCGUACGAGGGCUCCGGCAGAACUUUCACACCCGACAAGUUCUUCAUGGGAUACCUGGCCGUUCCUGUCAUCAUUCUUCUUGCAUUGGUGACAUUCAUGCCAAAGCGUGAUUACCAAACGCCUUCUCAACUCGAAAGCAAAAUGGAGCAAGCAGAAGAUGCUACCCGGGAUGUGCACUCGUCAGAUGAUGAAAUUGAGAAUGCUGGAGAGCUUAUUCGCGUCCGGAGCAAGCGUGCCGACCUACGAAAGCAGAAGAUUCAUCAGAUCAAUGAAGUUCUUGGUGGUGCCGAUGUCCGACAACAGCGGGCAGAGUGGGAGGAGGAUCGUCACCAGAAGAGUCAGGUCUGGGGUGUGUUGCAUGGUCUGCCAGCCCACAAGCAGAUGGCGACACCGUGGUUUAUCCUGAUCACUCUUUUGACUGUGCUGCAGAUGGUUCGUAUGAACUAUUUCAUCGCCACCAUUCGGUCGCAAUACGAGUACAUGCUCGGCUCUGAGGAACUUGCCGACAAGAUCAACGACUUUUUCGAUGUCGCCCUGCCGGUUGGCGGUGUUCUGUUUACUCCCUUCAUUGGAUUUCUCCUCGAUCGACUGAGCGUGCCGGCCAUGCUGGGUCUGAUUGUCGCUUUCACCACAAUCAUCGGCAUCCUCAACUCUAUUCCUGCACUGUGGGCAGGAUACAUGACAGUGAUUCUAUUUGUGCUGCUGCGACCGCUUUAUUAUUCCGCAAUGAGUGAUUAUGCCACCAAGGUUUUCGGCUUCGCUACAUUCGGUCGCGUUUACGGUUCCAUUAUCUGUUUAUCAGGGCUCGUAAACUUCUCUCAGUACGGAUUGGAUGCUCUUACCCACGGGCCAUUCCAUGAAAACCCAAUCCCUAUCAAUGCGGCUUUAGCAAUCGCGGGAUUUGUGGUUGGCCUCACCCUCGUGACCUUUGUGACCAUCGCGAGCAAAAACUACACCCCCUUCGAACACGAGAAUGAAAGAGAGCCUCUCAUUAGGGAGGAAGAUGAAAAUGACGAUGAGGCAUCAUUUGGGACUUUCAGGCGAUAG